Ixodes scapularis (black-legged tick) is the source of this 2982-nucleotide messenger RNA. It is a transcript of the gene CRMP, whose product is annotated as dihydropyrimidinase. The record is from RefSeq and is a predicted model, not a curated record. The transcript is spliced from 13 exons. Gene Ontology annotation, cellular component: cytosol; cytoplasm. Gene Ontology annotation, molecular function: dihydropyrimidinase activity. Gene Ontology annotation, biological process: pyrimidine nucleobase catabolic process. NCBI's taxonomy places the organism in Eukaryota, Metazoa, Arthropoda, Arachnida, Ixodida, Ixodidae. The coding region runs from base 299 to 2032 and encodes 577 amino acids.
GGGUCGGCAACUCUGUACCCGCAGGGGCCGCGCCCGGCAGUGAAGUCGGAGGUGCAGGAGGAAAAAAGGCCGCAGCAACCCGUUGGAAGCAACGCGUCGCUAGUGCCGCCGCCGUCUGACGCUCCGCUGUACCGCCUCGAAGAGCUUCUAUCUUGCACCGCCUUCAAACCUCGCGUGCGAAGACACCGAAAGAAAACGCCUCCAUUCAAUAUCCUAGCAAAAUUUUCGACGUGGAGUCUUGGAGCUGAACCAGCACUCGACUUGAAAGACCCGAGACCGGCCGGUUGCGACGUCCGACAUGAGUACGCAGACGAGGCUGCUGAUCAAGGGAGGCCGGGUGGUCAACGACGACCUCAUGAUGGAGGCCGACGUGUUUAUUGAGGACGGAGUCAUCAAACAGGUUGGCAAGGACAUUGCGGUACCUGGCGGCACACGUACCAUCGAUGCCAAGGGAAUGUUUGUCAUGCCAGGUGGCAUCGACACGCACACCCACUUCGAGUUCUACUUCAUGAGCUCGAGGACCGCCGACGACUUCUACACGGGAAGCAAGGCAGCCCUCGCCGGUGGCACCACCAUGAUCAUUGACUUUGUGAGCAAAAAGUCGCACAGCAUGUCGGUGUUGGAGGCCUUUGAGGACUACCGGAGCCGGGCAGACGAGCGCAUCUGCUGCGACUAUGGCCUUGCGGUCAUCCUAAACGACUACAACGACGAGGUCUUCAAGGAGAUGGAGAUUCUCACUAGGGAGAAAGGCGUGAACGCGUUCAAGAUGUUCAUGGCAUACAAGGGCCAACUGAUGAUGGAGGACAGUAAGCUGAUCCAGGCCUUCAAGGCGUGCAGCAAGCUCGGCGCCCUGGCACGGGUGCACGCCGAGAACGGGGACAUCAUCUACGAGAACCAGAAGAAGCUGCUCUGCAUGGAAAUCACGGGACCCGAAGGCCACCUGUACAGUCGUGAGGAAGAGAUCGAGGCGGAAGCCACCCACCGGGCCAUCGUGUUGGCGAAUCAGGUGCACUGCCCGCUGUACGUGGUGCACGUAAUGAGCAAGAGCUCGGCGGACGUGAUCCUGCGCAAGCGUGCCCAGGGCUGCAUGGUGUUCGGGGAGCCGGUAGCCUCGGGGCUGGCCACGGACGGCUCGCAUCACUUCAGCCGCUGCUGGAGACACGCGGCCGCCCACGUCAUGUCCCCACCCCUGCGGCCGGACCCGGACACCAAGAGCUACCUCAUGGACCUGCUCGCCAGCGGGGAGCUCCAGACGACGGGGUCGGACCACUGCACCUUCACGUCUUCCCAGAAGGCGGCCGGCCUGGACGACUUCACCCGCAUCCCCAAUGGCGUCAACGGGGUCGAGGAGCGCAUGGGGGUCGUCUGGCAGAACGGGGUGAACACUGGCAAGAUGGACCCAUGCAAAUUUGUGGCCGUGACCAGUGCCAACGCUGCCAAGAUCUUCAACAUCUACCCCCGAAAGGGCCGUAUCCAAGCGGGCUCCGACGCUGACGUGGUGGUCUGGGACCCGGAGAAGGUGCGGGUGUUCUCGUCGGAGACGCAGCAGUCGGCGUGCGACUUCAACAUCUUCGAGGGCUUCCGGUGCCAGGGGGCGCCGGCCUACGUGAUAUCCCAGGGCAGGGUGGUGGUGGAGGGUGACGAGCUGCACGCCAGCCAGGGGGUGGGCAAGUUCAUCCCCAUGGCACCCAACUGCCCCUACGUCUAUUCUGCCAUGCGGCAGAGAGAGGCGGCCGUGCCCCUGAAGGUGGACCGUGCACCACCUUCGGUGCCCGAGGACAACGAGGUGCCGCCUCCGACGGUGGUGCCGGCCACCCAGGCGACACCCCGGGCACCACGCCCCAUGAUGGAGCCCCUGUUUCCCGCCACGCCGAGAGAGUUCCACAGCAGGCCUCUGACCCGGGGGGGAUGCAGAAACCUUCAGGACUCCACCUUCAGCCUAUCGGGAGCCCAGAUCGACGACGAGAAGGCCGCGCGUGCGGCCAUUCGCGUCAACAACCCCCCCGGCGGCCGCUCAUCUGGCAUCUGGUGAAUGGCGGGGAACGUCGCCUUCUACCUCGUCGCUUCCUUCGGCCGGCCCUUGACAUCUAGCUCUUUCUAACACCCCGCCGGCAGACGUGCGACCGACCACGCUCCCAGACACGACAGAAGCGCUCAGCGACUGGCUCGCAUCCAAAGUGGCAACAAGUGACCUCGGAAGACUGUCUCGCUAUCCUGGCGGUUGGGGCCACAAGUCCCCGCAACAAGCACGAGCCACUGCGAGUGUCGCCGUCGUCCUGGGGCGGAUUGUCAAGUUGGAGAGCGAACAGCGGUUGUGCUGAUCCACCACGGUGCGGCGACGCCAGGAUUGCGGCAACGCGGCACUUUGACGACGUCGUCGGGCAGAAAUCGAGGGAACAGUUUUUAGGACGCGGUGGUCGGAGACAUGUUCUAGGCACCAUAAUCGUUUACAAACGCGCUCGUCUGCGGCCAGUCGGCCGACUGCAAACGACGUCAAAACAUCAUUUGCAGUUGCCGACGGCCGGAGAGUUAUCCCACGUCCAGCACAAGCCUCCCACCUUGAAUUCCAAGUCGGCUUCUAGCGUGCACGCGCAGCCAAAGCACGAACAAAGCCGACGAGCACGUGCUGGAAGCUCCGUGAUCUAAAGAGGCGCUUUUGUUUCGCCCGUGACCACGGAGCGAAUGGAGAAAGUCACUUUUUGGUGCCUCUCCAAACGUGCAGCGAACAAAUGGACAUCAGCAAAGCGAGUGGUUGCAAGUUCCCCAACAACCGCCGUCGUCUCUUCCUGUCUGCGAGCGGAGUUUGUCGCACAUUCGUCCGGCGUGACUCUUGCAACCUUGCCUUCAUCGUUCUCCACCCCCAAAACUCCCGCCAAACUUUUUACACUUUGGUGGCAGCAGCGCUUGACCGCAUUUUUCCUCUACUUGUACCCCACGCGUCAUUAAAACGUCCCUUGGGCAACACUGCGCGAACAAAGCACA